Messenger RNA from Phytophthora nicotianae INRA-310, 810 nucleotides. RefSeq lists its product as hypothetical. The coding region runs from base 1 to 810 and encodes 269 amino acids. NCBI's taxonomy places the organism in Eukaryota, Oomycota, Peronosporomycetes, Peronosporales, Peronosporaceae. The transcript has a single exon. The record is from RefSeq and is a predicted model, not a curated record.
AUGGUGUCCAUGGAGUCUGGAGACAACGAUGAGAGCGGUAAUUCUGUGGAUGUGGACCCGCCAGCUGUGUGGCAUCCGUCCUGGAACGCCUGGCAGCAGUACUUCGUACAGUACUGCGAGAGAACGAGGCAGGUUCUACCUGUUAAGGAUACCAUGUCUCGGGCUGAGCGACUGAAGCGGUUGAAGAAGACCAAGAAAGCAGAUGAUGACUCUAUAUUACUACCUGAAGGUUGCGAUCCCUAUCAACGAGUGUACAUAUGCCCUCAUGGCUGGAAGAAGCGGAAAUCACGAAGCGAAGGGACGCGGUCUCGCCAGCACAUUCGCUUGACGGAUUGUCCCUUCCGCUUUGUGGUUCAAUGGAACGUGGCUCGAGAGCAACUACAAGUGAAGAAUGGAGUGUACACCCACAAUCACCAAGUUUCAACCCAAGCGUACGCGACCUAUCCAGUUUCGCGUGGAGUUCACGAUCCGGUUGUAGGAGCGCGUGUGGAAGGCAUGCUGUCUGCGGGAGCUAAGCGCUCUCGCAUUUACGACUACUUACUGGAGCAUGACCAAAACGUCAUACAAGUUGACGUUGAUAAUCUCGUCCGGGACCACUCAGGCUCUCUCUCUACGCAGGAUGAUAACGAGGCUACAGCGCGCGAGAUUGCUGCGUUCGCUGCAGCGGACCCGGAGAACCUAUCCUUAGUGUCUGAAACGGAUGCAGGUGAAACAGGAGUCAUUUCACUGGCUACCGCUCACAUGCGGCGUAUCUAUGGUCGUUUCAGCGAAGUUCUCCUCGUCGAUUGCAGCCACAAGACCAACCGGUGA